Messenger RNA from Lontra canadensis (Northern American river otter), 1391 nucleotides. It is a transcript of the gene CAPG, whose product is annotated as capping actin protein, gelsolin like. The coding region runs from base 215 to 1264 and encodes 349 amino acids. Lineage: Eukaryota; Metazoa; Chordata; Mammalia; Carnivora; Mustelidae. Gene Ontology annotation, biological process: actin filament severing; actin polymerization or depolymerization; barbed-end actin filament capping. The record is from RefSeq and is a predicted model, not a curated record. Gene Ontology annotation, molecular function: phosphatidylinositol-4,5-bisphosphate binding; actin filament binding. The transcript has 10 exons. Gene Ontology annotation, cellular component: cytoplasm; actin cytoskeleton.
GGAGCGCUGCGGAAAGGUGAAAGUGGCUGGGUGGGUGAGGGAGAGCCGGCCCCUGGGACUUCUGCCUGGGACCCUCUAACGCGGGCAGGGGGGGGCUGGCUACCAGGGUCUGGAAGCAGAGACUCACAUUUCUGGAAGCCGCUUUGUCCGGGACCGGUGUCCCCCAGCCCGCUGUCCUGGCAGCUUUGUGCCAGGCUCCAGAAUCGGAAACAGCAUGUACACACGCCUCCCCCAGAGCGGCUCUCCGUUCCCAGCCUCAGUGCAGGAUCCUGGCCUGCAUGUAUGGCGGGUAGAGAAACUGAAGCCAGUGCCUGUAGCACGUGAGAACCAGGGCAUCUUCUUCUCGGGGGACUCCUACCUCGUGCUACACAAUGGCCCGGAAGAGCUGUCCCACCUGCACCUGUGGAUAGGCCAGCAGUCCUCCCGGGACGAGCAGGGGGCCUGCGCUAUGCUGGCCGUGCAUCUCAACACCCUGCUUGGGGAGCGGCCCGUGCAGCACCGAGAGGUGCAGGGCAAUGAGUCCGACCUCUUCAUGAGCUACUUCCCACGUGGCCUCAAGUACCAGGAGGGCGGAGUGGAGUCAGCAUUUCACAAGACCUCCACUGGGGCCGCUCCAGCUGCCAUCAAGAAACUGUACCAGGUGAAGGGGAAGAAGAACAUCCGGGCCACCGAGCGGGCACUGAGCUGGGACAGCUUCAACACCGGGGACUGCUUCAUCCUGGACCUGGGCCAGAACAUCUUCGCCUGGUGUGGUGGCAAGUCCAACAUCCUGGAACGCAACAAGGCUCGGGACCUGGCCCUGGCCAUCCGGGACAGUGAGCGGCAGGGCAAGGCCCAGGUGGAGAUCGUCACGGAUGGGGAAGAGCCCGCCGAGAUGAUCCAGGUCCUGGGCCCCAAGCCAGCUCUGAAGGAGGGCAACCCUGAGGAAGACCUCACAGCUGACCGGACAAACGCCCAGGCCGCAGCUCUGUAUAAGGUCUCCGAUGCCACCGGACAGAUGAACCUGACCAAGGUGGCCGACUCCAGUCCCUUUGCCCUUGAGCUGCUGCUGUCUGAUGACUGCUUCGUGCUGGACAAUGGGCUCUGUGGCAAGAUCUACAUCUGGAAAGGGCGAAAAGCUAACGAGAAGGAGCGGCAGGCAGCUCUCCAAGUGGCUGAGGACUUCAUCUCCCGCAUGCGAUAUGCCCCCAACACUCAGGUGGAGAUUCUGCCCCAGGGCCGUGAGAGCCCCAUCUUCAAGCAAUUCUUCAAGGACUGGAAAUGAGGGUGUGCGCCUCCCUGACCCCCGCCUCCUGCCCGCUUUCUCCUCCUCUGGCUGCCUGGUCAGUGCAGAGGUGGCCCCGAGGCUGUUCAAUAAAGGUGAUGAGUGCUUUCCUGACCCUCUGCCCUCA